Molecule: messenger RNA, 1929 nt
Organism: Chironomus riparius
Lineage: Eukaryota; Metazoa; Arthropoda; Insecta; Diptera; Chironomidae
Source: the annotation of a GenBank genome assembly
AUGUAUAAGGAAUUAUUUAUUUUGUGUAUAGCUUUUACAAUUGGAUUUUCAAAUCCUUUAUUUAGUAGAAGUGAAGUGAGAGAAUUAGAACCAAUUGAUGAAUUUGAUAGUAAAGAUACAACAAUACAAUAUGGUUUAGAGGAAUCUACAAACCUAGAAACAACAAUAACAUUUCAGGAAGCUGAUACCAGAGUUCCAUCUACAGUAAGGAUGACAACUCGUAGUCUUACUACAACCAAAUCUAGUACCACUCGUGCUCCUACUACAACCAAAUCUAGUACCACUCGUGCUCCUACAACAACCAGAUCUAGUUCCACUCGUGCUCCUACAAUAGCCAGAUCUAGUACCACUCGUGCUCUUACUACAACCAGAUCUAGUUCCACUCGUGCUCCUACUACAACCAAAUCUAGUUCCACUCGUGCUCCUACAACAACCAGAUCUAGUUCCACUCGUGCUCCUACCACAACAAAAUCUAGUACUACUCGAGCACCCACAACAACCAGAUCUAGUUCCACUCGUGCUCCUACAAUAGCCAGAUCUAGUACCACUCGUGCUCUUACUACAACCAGAUCUAGUACGACUCGUGAUCCUACAACAACCAGAACUAGUACCACUCGUGCUCUUACUACAACCAAAUCUAGUACCACUCGUGCUCCUACUACAACCAAAUCUAAUACCACUCGUGCUCCUACAACAACCAGAUCUAGUUCCACUCGUGCUCCUACCACAACAAAAUCUAGUACUACUCGAGCACCCACAACAACCAGAUCUAGUUCCACUCGAGCACCUACCACAACCAGAUCUAGUACCACUCGUGCUCCUACAACAACAAAAUCUAGUUCCACUCGUGCUCCUACAACAACCCGUUUAAGCACAACUGAAGUUCCUACAACACAAACUAAGAUAUCAACGACACCACGACGAACCACAACAGAUGAUGAUAGUGAUGAAAUCUCGUCCACAUCCAGAGCUUCGACUACGAGACGAACUACAACAGAUGAUGAUAGUGAUGAAAUCUCGUCCACAUCCAGAGCUUCGACUACAAGACGAACCACAACAGAUGAUGAUAGUGAUGAAAUCUCGUCCACAUCCAGAGCUUCAACUACAAGACGAACCACAACAGAUGAUGAUAGUGAUGAAAUCUCGUCCACAUUCAAAGCUUCGACAACAAGACGAACCACAACAGAUGAUGAUAGUGAUGAAAUCUCGUCCACAUCCAGAGCUUCGACUACGAGACGAACUACAACAGAUGGUGAUAGUGAUGAAAUCUCGUCCACAUCCAGAGCUUCAACUACAAGACGAACCACAACAGAUGAUGAUAGUGAUGAAAUCUCGUCCACAUUCAAAGCUUCGACAACAAGACGAACCACAACAGAUGAUGAUAGUGAUGAAAUCUCGUCCACAUCCAAAGCUUUGACUACGAGACGAACUACAACAGAUGAUGAUAGUGAUGAAAUCUCGUCCACAUCCAGAGCUUCGACUACAAGACGAACCACAACAGAUGAUGAUAGUGAUGAAAUCUCGUCCACAUCCAGAGCUUCAACUACAAGACGAACCACAACAAGAGCACCUUCAACAACAAAGGCGACUACAACUAAAAAAUCAACCACUACACAGCAGCUAGUUGAUAAUGAAACAACUACAAUAACGAAGACUAAAAGCACAACAAUGCCAAUGACAGAAGAGUGGACAACAGCACCAAUGACAACAACAGCAGGUGGAGAAAUAAUUAUAUCAUUUAGAUGUCCUACUGAUGGAUUUGGAAAUGUUCCAAGUUCAACAUACUGUAAUCGGUACUACGAAUGUGUCUACGGAAUUCAGCAGAUCAGAUUCUGUCCAGAUGAUAUGAUGUUUGAUGCAAUUAGUCUGCAGUGUACUGAACCGCAUAGAGCAUUGUGUGGAAAUAUGAUUAAAUGCGGACAAAUUUAA